Molecule: messenger RNA, 987 nt
Organism: Colletotrichum navitas
Lineage: Eukaryota; Fungi; Ascomycota; Sordariomycetes; Glomerellales; Glomerellaceae
Product: Fip1 motif-domain-containing protein
Exons: 5
Coding region: 1-987 (328 amino acids)
Cellular component (GO): mRNA cleavage and polyadenylation specificity factor complex
Source: RefSeq, a predicted model, not a curated record
AUGGAUAUCGACGAGGACGACGACUUUUAUGGCACCGAGGAGCCCGCGAAUGCGGCCCCGGAGAGCAACUCACCCAAACAAGAUUCCAAGUCGGAGGAGCUAGAGGAAGGCGAGGAGGAAGAUGAGGGUGGCGCCAUGGACGAAGACGAGGACGAUUCGGAUAUCGAAAUAGUCACCGAGCGCAAAGACGGCACAAAGGCAGCACCUCCAACACAGUCACGCUACAGCGACAUCCGAAACAUCCCACAAAGGUCGGCUUCGAAUGACAUGACCGUCAAAGCCGCCCCGCCCAAGAAGGAGGAAGAUUCUGCAAGAGCCUCGCCCUCUGACCUUCCGUCGGGUAUUCCAAGUGCCGACAAGGCCGCCGCUGCAGCCUCCAAGUCCACCAUCGACGUCAACGCGAAUCCCGAUUACCCCCCCGUCGGCAAGCCCAUUACCGCCGUCAACAUCGACGAAGAUCUGACCGAGAACGACAAGCCAUGGCGUAAACCCGGUACCGACAUCAGCGACUACUUCAACUACGGCUUUGAUGAGUUCACCUGGGCGCUCUAUGCCGCCAAGCAGGAGGCCAUCCGCGGCGAGUUUAGCGGCGACGCAAUCGCUGCCGGUCAAAAGAAGAUGAUGGAGGACUUCGGCAUGAUGAUGAUGGGCGGCAUGAACCCCGCUGCCGCCAGUGCGCCGGCCGCAGCCAUGCCCGGCAUGGCUGGCGGUGGUAUGGAUGGCAUGCCGCCCGAAAUGCAGGCCAUGAUGCAGCAGAUGAUGGGCCAGGGGAUGGAUCCCAGCCAGAUGGACCCCUCGGCCAUGUCGGCCAUGUUCAGCGGCAUGCAAGGACAGGCAAACGCGGGGGGUCAGGGCCAGAAUUUCAACCAGGGCUUUGGUGGAAACCAGGGACAGUACGGCGGCUAUGACCAGCAGCAGGCAAUGGGUGGCGGCGUUAACCGCGGUGGCUUCGGGGGAAGAGGCCGUGGCGGGCGCCGUCAGUGGUGA